AUUCGCUCUGCAUUGUUAGUACUCUUUUUUAAAAACUGAACAAGUAUUUCAGAGCCGUUUCGGAUAUGGAUACUAUCAAUUCGAGUAGGACUUCUGGGCCUGGAAACGGACCAAAUGGAAACGUUUUCAGUUCGGAGAUCAACAUACUGCUUCUAGGAGAAUCCGGUGUGGGAAAGUCAACUUUCAUUAAUUCUUUCGCUAAUUAUCUCAAAUACAAAUAUUUUGACGAAGUGGAGAAAAACGAACUGAUUGUGUUGAUUCCGUCAAAAUUUCAUGUAUUUGACAGAUUUUUUCGUAAAAAAUCAAUUGAAAUCGGCCCGAGUGACGACAACGAAAAUUUGACACCAGGGGCUGCAGCCACACAAACUGUCAGGACUUACGUGUUUAACGUAAGCAUCGACGACAAGCCAUACAAAAUACAGUUGAUAGACACGCCGGGAAUGGGCGAUCCCAGGGGAAUCUCGCAGGAUAGCAAAAACUGCGACUACAUUUUGAACUACGUCGGACAAUUGUCGAAGAUCCACGCCGUGUGCAUCCUGCUCAAACCCACCAAUACGCGUCUGGACGUGUUCAUGAACUACUGCGUGGUCCAGAUACUGUCUCGUUUGGAGAAAUCGGCCACGGAGAACAUCUGCUUUGUCUUCACCAACACUAGGGGGCAGAAUUAUACACCUGGAGAAACUUACAUUUCGUUGGAAGUUUUGAUAGGUAAUAUUAAGAAAACGAACAACGUGACGCUGCCACUGAGUUACUUGAACGUCUUUUGUUUCGACAACGAGGCAUUUCGUUAUUUCGCAGCCGCCAAACAGAACGUCACCUUCAGAGAUGGUAUUUUGGAAGCAAAUAAGGAAAGUUGGGACUUCUCUAGUAAAGAAGUUUAUCGGUUACUCUCUUACAUCGUCCAUUUGCAACCGCACGAUCCUAAAAAAACUACAAGUAUCAAUCGUGCCAGGAAUAUGAUACUGAAACUAGCGCAGCCUAUGGCUGAUAUUGUUCAGCUUAUCGGCGACAAUAUAUACAAAUUAGAGCAACAUACGAAAGAAUUGUCUAUGGAUAAUCAGACUUUGGACGAGUUGAAAAACAAACUGUACAUGCCCGUGGUGGAUAUUAAAACUAAAAAGUUGGAUCAGCCUGUCACAGUAUGCACUUCCGCAAAAUGUAGCGAACUAUACAAGGUUGCUGAUAAAAACAAGUACCACUACAAGCAAAGAUGUCAUAAUCCCUGUUAUCUUCACAACGUACCCGUGGAGAUCGUAGGAGAUCCUAAACUAGCGAAUUGCGCUGCUAUGAAUGGCAUAGGAAUGUGUAAGGAAUGUGGUUGUCGAUACAAUAUGCAUAUGCACAUUAAAUACGAGACGGAAACGUUCGACAGUCGUAUAGUGGACAAAAAUGUUGCGACUAACAUAACUUCGAAGGAGGACGCCCAAAAACAGAGACAGAAGAUAAUCAAAGAGCUCAAGCAGAAGAAGGAAGAAAUGGAACAGGAGCACAAGUAUAUCUUGCAGUGUUCCGCAUAUUUCGCACAUUUUCUGCGACAAAACGCAAUAACACCGAUCAACGAUUCUCUCAAGGAAUAUGUUCAAUAUUUAAUAACCAGGGAGGAAAGUCUCGGACCAGAUGCGCAUCAGGGAACUUUGAGUUAUCUAAAAAACCUUUUAGCUGAAUACGAAGAAGAGAAGAAGAUUCUAGAUGAGGCUAUGCACACACAGCUCGAUUCUACUAUCGCAAAUAAGGUUACUGCCGGAGAAAUUGAAAAUAAAAUAGAGAAACUGUUCAAGUUAAAACAUGCAGGACCAAAAAUCGAGGAGCUCUACAAAUAUUUUAAAGAUGGAACCAAAGUGGAACACAAACAAACCGUUCGCGAUGUUUCGGGCUGGUUCAGUAUGGCGAAAAAUUUUUGGAACAGACUGCCACCACCGCCAUCCAUGAUUCCUGCAUAAUGUGCUCGAUUUGAAGUGGCAG
Sitophilus oryzae (rice weevil) is the source of this 1962-nucleotide messenger RNA. RefSeq lists its product as uncharacterized. NCBI's taxonomy places the organism in Eukaryota, Metazoa, Arthropoda, Insecta, Coleoptera, Curculionidae. The record is from RefSeq and is a predicted model, not a curated record. The transcript is spliced from 8 exons. Bases 66 to 1940 code for a protein of 624 amino acids.